GCGGUCGUGUCGCCCAGUAAACCUUAACUUUACGAUGAUCGUAGAUUUGUGAGGUCAUUCUAACAUGUUACUUUGUGAAAUUGUUUGAUGUGAUGUAAAUAGUUUGUGAUUAAUAACACUUCAAUGCCUGUGCUCCACGCGAAGUCUGCGAUGUGGUCGCGCAAGCAGUCAGUGUGCAGCGCAGUCAGCGGCGCCUCCAAAUGUGACGACACGGACGUGCCAUUCGCUGGCGGACUGCAACUCUACCCCUUCGCCAUGGCUCUGAGGGUCAGAGUCUUACAGAUAGUAUGCGGUAUUGGAGGUCUGGUGGUAGGAGCGGUCGGGUGGUUGGAAGAACGACAGAAACCAGAACUAGGACUUGGAGUUCCCGCUGGUGCUGUCACAGUCUUAGUAGCAGCGUUAUCAGUAUACUACAGCCGCGGCUUCGGUGGGUGGGUGUCAGCGCGAUCGCGGUCCAGCACGAGCUGGGGCGCUCCGUGGCGUGCCCUCGGGCCUUCGCCCUGCGCCGCCGUGCCCCUCACAGUGCUGUGGCUCGCGGCCGUCAGCGCACACGUCGCCAUGCUCGUCUUCUGUAUUAGAUCUUUAUUAAAUAUUGGAUGUUCGAGCACGACCUGCAUCGGCGUGGCUAGUGCUCAGCUGGCGGUGUCGAUCACGACACUCGCUGCGCAGGCGUUCAUGCUGCAACUAGAUCUGCGGUACGACGCGUCAGUAUCGCCCCCGCCGCGGCAGUCCGACGCGCACAUAUGUACUGCUGUGUCUAUGGUACCAUUAACGUCAGUGGCGAUCAACAGCGGCAACAGCGGUGAUGGGACAACAGAGGGGGGCAGUCCUCAAAAUAAAGAGAAAGACAAGGACCAGCCCCCUCCUGAGCCCCCCACUUGAUACAACGGCACAAACUGAACAAGACUGAAUAGUUCCACGUUCCAUGUUUCAAAAAAAGUGGUUAAAAGAACUCAAACUCGAAAACGAGAGAGUGACAGCGAAUGGGUGAACUGUAAUGUUAAGCACAAAAAUGUACCAAAGCAAAGUGUAAAACUAUAUUCUUACUUAAUUAAA
This is a messenger RNA of Pectinophora gossypiella (pink bollworm), 1056 nucleotides long. RefSeq lists its product as uncharacterized. The transcript is spliced from 6 exons. NCBI's taxonomy places the organism in Eukaryota, Metazoa, Arthropoda, Insecta, Lepidoptera, Gelechiidae. Bases 124 to 882 code for a protein of 252 amino acids. The record is from RefSeq and is a predicted model, not a curated record.